AUGGCUCGCCCUCCUUCCAAGUUCGAAGAGAUGGCGGCGGUGCUUCGGUGGAAAUGGCAGAUCAUGGUGGCCGUCGCCACCUCCGUCAUCAUCGUGACCCAUAGCGCCGGAACGCUCCUCGGCCGGCUCUACUUCGACGGAGGUGGCCGCAGCAAGUGGCUGGCGACCGUCGUCCAAUCAGCGGGCGCCCCUCUCUGCCUCCCCCUCCUCUGCCUCCUUUCCCUCCGCGUCAAGUCGCCGCCGCCACCUUCCGCCGCCCGCCGCCGUGACAUCGCCCUCAUCUACCUCUCCCUCGGUUUCCUCAUCUCCGCCUCCAACCUCAUGUACUCCUACGCCCUCCUCUACCUCCCCGUCUCCACCUUCUCCCUCCUCUGCGCCACCCAGCUGGCCUUCAACGCCGUCUCCUCCUACUUCCUCAAUGCCCACAGGUUCACCCCGCCCGUCCUCAACUCCGUCGCGCUGCUCACCUUCUCCGCCGUGCUCGUCGCCGUCGGAUCCGAGUCCGACGCUUCGAACGCCUCCAGGUCAGAGCGGCGGCUGGGGGUGGCGCUGGCGCUGGCCGCCUCCGCGCUCUUCGCGCUCACGCUGUCCCUGAUGGAGCUCUCGUUCGAGAGGGUGAUAAAGGCGAGGACUUGGGCGGCCGCGGUGGAGAUGGAGGUGUGGACUAGCACCGCGGCGACGGCGGCGGCUGUGGCAGGGCUGUGGGCCAGCGGGGAGUGGAGGCGGGUGGGGGAGGAGAUGGAGCGGUUCCGGAGAGGGGGGAGGGCGGGGUACGUGAUGGCGCUGGUGGGGACCGCGGCGGCGUGGCAACUCUAUGCGGUGGGGCUAGUGGCGCUGGUGGAGGCGGCGUCGGCGCUGUUCGCCAACGUGACCUGCACGGUGGGGACCGCGCUGGUGCCGUUGGCGGCGGUGGCGGUCUUCGGCGACGAGAUGGACGCGGCGAAGGCCGUGGCGAUGGGGAUCGCGUUUUGGGGCUUCGCGUCCUACGUCUACCAGCACUACCUCGAUGAAUCGAACUCCAAGAGGGGAGUGGACAGCUGCAACCGCGCCAAUGGUUCGGACGCCCCUGAUGCCUGUCCUUAAUGACGUCAUCUGGCUGCUAUAUGGCUAACUAAUCCAUAACAAAGAAAAACAAAAGGAAAUGAAAAGAAAAAAAAAAGUAUUUUGUGUGAAAAUAAAGUUGAAAAAAUAUUUUAAAUAAUAGUGAAAAUAUGGGGAAAAAAUAUAUGUAA
Zingiber officinale is the source of this 1232-nucleotide messenger RNA. RefSeq names its product probable purine permease 11. Gene Ontology annotation, molecular function: purine nucleoside transmembrane transporter activity. The transcript has a single exon. Gene Ontology annotation, cellular component: membrane. The coding region runs from base 1 to 1083 and encodes 360 amino acids. The record is from RefSeq and is a predicted model, not a curated record. NCBI's taxonomy places the organism in Eukaryota, Viridiplantae, Streptophyta, Magnoliopsida, Zingiberales, Zingiberaceae.